CGCCCGCUGCGCAACCGCUGGGUUGCAGGGCCAUGGGUCUCAGUCCUGCCUCGACCCACCGCAAGCCCGCCCAAUCUGCCGCUUGACUGGAGGCCCAGGUGGCCACCAUGGGCCAGUGCUACUACAAUGAGACCAUCGGCUUUUUCUAUAAUAACAGCGGCAAGGAGCUCAGCCUUCACUGGCGCCCCAAAGAUGUGGUGGUGGUGGCCCUGGGGCUGACAGUCAGUGUGCUGGUAUUGCUGACCAACCUGCUGGUUAUUGCAGCCAUUGCCUCCAACCGACGCUUCCACCAGCCCAUAUACUACCUGCUUGGCAACUUGGCUGCAGCUGACCUCUUCGCUGGCAUGGCCUACCUCUUCCUCAUGUUCCAUACUGGCCCCCGCACCGCCAGGCUCUCCAUCAAAGGCUGGUUCCUGCGACAGGGCCUGCUGGACACCAGCCUCACGGCAUCGGUGGCCACGUUGCUGGCCAUUGCUGUGGAACGGCACCGCAGUGUGAUGGCUGUGCAGCUGCACAGCCGCUUGCCCCGGGGUCGUGUGGUCACACUCAUCGUGGGAGUGUGGGUGGCUGCGCUGGGUCUGGGGUUGCUGCCUGCACACUUCUGGCACUGCCUCUGUGACUUGGACAGCUGCUCACGAAUGGUGCCCCUGUUCAGCCGCUCCUACCUGGCUGUGUGGGCCCUAUCCAGCCUGCUUGUCUUCCUACUCAUGGUAGCCGUCUACACACGAAUUUUCUUCUUUGUGCGCAGACGGGUUGAACGCAUGGCAGAGCACGUCAGCUGCCAUCCCCGCUACCGAGAGACAACGCUCAGCCUAGUCAAGACAGUUGUCAUCAUUCUGGGGGCAUUUGUGGUGUGCUGGACACCGGGCCAGGUGGUGCUGCUCUUGGACGGUCUGGACUGUAAAUCCUGCAACGUUCUGGCUGUGGAGAAGUACUUCCUGCUCCUGGCCGAGGCCAACUCCCUGGUCAACGCGGUGGUGUACUCGUGCCGAGACGCUGAGAUGCGCCGUACCUUCCGCCGCCUUCUCUGUUGCACGUGUCUCCGCUGGUCGCACCACAAGUCUGCCCAUUAUUCAUCCUCUGCCCGGACAGGUGCCAGCACCCGGAUCAUGCUUCCUGAGAAUGGCCACCCACUGAUGGACUCCACCCUUUAGUACCUUGGACCGAGGCAGGAGGCAGGAGCUUCAGUGGCAGCCCACGGCCACUCGAAGAGCCCCUGAGUCAAGCCCGCCCAGCAGAUGCAUGGCUCUGCCCCAGGACACAGGGAUUCGGGGACAUCUCCAUGCACCUGGGGAGAGCAUCCAAAUGGGACUUGGCAAUCCGGCUCUCAAUCAUCUCAGGUUUUAGGGUUUUUAACAGACAUUUUCAUAUUUUUACUGUACAUCUCUGGCAUGUCUGUGGACUGCUGCUUCCUCCGUGGUGCUGUAACUGUUGAGAUAGAAGAGGUGAGAGCUGUCUCAGGUUAAUACCACCCACUGUUACAGGGUAGACCGAAGGGUACUGCCUUCCUGAGGCUACUGCCUUCCUGAGGCUACUGCCUUCCUGAGGCUACUGCCUUCCUGAGGCUACUGCCUUCCUGAGGCUACUGCCUUCCUGAGGCUACUGCCUUCCUGAGGCUACUGCCUUCCUGAGGCUACUGCCUUCCUGAGGCUACUGCCUUCCUGAGGCUACUUUCUGUUGUUCUGUUUUGCUUUUGAGACAGGAUCUCAUAUAGCCUAUGCUGGCCUUGAAUUCACUGUGUAACUGAGGAUGGCCUUGAACUCUUGAUGGUCCUGACUCCACUCCCAAGUGCUGUACGGAAGCUGAUUGCUCAGAAGCACUGAGCAGCCUGAGGGCUCACCUGCCUCCCCUUAGUUCGAGGGACCCGCAAUACAGAGCAAGCCUUUCUUUUUUUUUUUUUUUUUUUUUUAAAUAAGCAAAGGCGAGGUUUAUUAUGGAGAUCUAUUGCGGAGAUCUCUGGGCUGACAUGUAUCCUGCGCAGGAGACAGAGGUGUCGACCCAGAGCAAGCCUUUCCACUCUGAGGUACAGACCUGGGUUUUGGUUCAGUUUGGUUUGUUUUUGUUUUUCUGCUGGUUGGUUGGUGUUUUGCCAUUAAUUCAGUCAGUCUGUCCCAGUGUCCUGGAAUUAUCUAUUAUGACUCAGGGCUGCCAAGAAUCCUUCAACAUGGAAUCCCGUGGCCUAGGCUAGCCUUGAACUUGCUGUAUAGAUAGGCAGGUCUUGAAAUCCAUUGUCCUGCCUCAGAGUCCUGUAUGUCUCUUCCUGGAGUGUUACAAAUAUUCCUUUCCUUUUGCCUCUGUCCUGCCUCCAACUGUCCUAUCUCCUUCUCAAAGAACCUAGGUUGAUUUCCUGUUUGUGUAAUCCUGCUUUUCCUUCUGCUGGCCCCCAGACCCCCUUGCUUUUCGACUCAGAAUAUCACAGUGUACCCAGCCCAUCCUAGAACUUACCAUGCAGCUCAGGAUAACUUCAAAGUCGCAGCUGUCUUCCUGCCCUGGCUCCCUGGGUACUGGGAUGACAAGCUAUAUUGAAAUGCGGCCUGUGUCUGACUGUACAUCGUGGAAAAGCAUAGAUAUACCAGGAGGGACCAGGAAACUCCAUGAGGAAGGGGCCUGAGUGGAGCCUAGAAUUAAGUCACAAGCUUACCUGGACUCUCGCCUUCUGAGUCCCCCGAGACCUCAGAUAUGCCAGGCCUGAGGUCAGCCCCCUCCCUGCCUAGGAAGCCUCCUGUCAGGCAGUGUGAGCCGCUGUGAACUUGGUUCCCUGCUCCCUCUCACCAGAGAGGAGUCAGGGUUAUGCUCUCACCUCGGAUUCCCAUGCCGAAUAGCAGCAGGAAUUUGAAGCUCUGUCUUAUCUGAGGCCAAAUUCUUAAGGCAUUAAAGCAUCCAUUUCUAAAGAACUGAAAACACUUGUCUUUCUAUAGUAAAUGUUCUGGCUUUUCCCACUGCCGGGACCCUGCACACUCUAGGCUCGUUCCCCAGCACAGAUCUUCUGUCCUACGAACCGUGUCCAAAAGGAAAAAACAACAUAAAACUGAACUCUUCUAACCCUUCCACUAGAUUGUAGUGGGCCUUCGAGUUGGGGACCGAACCCAGGGCCUUUCGAGUGCUAAGCAAGCGCUCUACCACUGAGCUAAAUCCCCAACCCCUUGCCGGUUCUUCUUUUUCUCACCCUUUAUCCCCUGGUUUCACCCUGUCACUAGAUAGAUAAAAAAGGAGGGGAAAGGAUAUUGAGAUCUUUGAAUCUAAUUUCUUUCUUCCUGUUUCUUCUUUGAGCAGAGCCUCCUGACAAACCGCAGCCAAGCUCCCCACUCCCUACGGGGCUGUAGCAGUCGUACCUCAAAAAACGUUCCCAGAAUUCUAAACCCCACACAACCACAGAAACGGCAGCUGGCAAAACCUCAUGUUCCAAGGUGACAGCCCAUGAACUCCUGCAGCCAGGUGUCCAUGAAGGACAGCGUCCCUACCUCCUAGGAGGUCCAGGCCUACUGGACAUGGGUCACUUUGGGCAUGGAGGUAGCCAGUCAAAUCCUGACUUGAGGACCCCUGCUGGCCUUCAGAAGCCAGCUCUGCCUUACCUGACCUUAGUGGCUGUCCUCUGUCGGCCUCACCCAGACUCUUUCUGGGACUGAUCUUGUCAGCUUUUAUGUUUCCUUUUUCCAUCUCCACUUCUAAGAUUUAUGCGUUUUGUUUGUUUCUUUGAGAAAGGGACUCACUGGUUGGCUUCUAACUCAGGAGGAUCAGCCUGCCUCUGCCUCCUGAGAGCUGGGAUUAAAGGAGAGUGCCUAGCCAUCCACAGAUUUCUGCACUUGUGUGGAGGCUGAAGAUAAAUCAGAAGUCAUCCCUGAAGGCAAGACUGCCUUAGUCCAUAUAGCGGGGCCUCCAUCAAAGCCAGAGCUCACCAAUACAGCUAGUGUCAGUGGCCAGUGUGUCCUGGGCAAUCCCGUCUGCCCACAGGUCAGUCCGCCUCCCCACCCCUGUGUUUCUGUGGAUCUGUGAGGGUCUGAAUUCUGGUCUUCACACCUGAGCAGCAAGCACUUUAAGAAGUGCUGAGUCAUUGCCCCACCCCAGCUUUUCCUUCUUGACUGCUCUGCUGGGUGGCAUUUUUGUCUCUUUUAGACCAUUUUUGUCUCUUUUAGGUCAUUGGAACGUACAGUCAUCUCCCUCCUCCCAGAUCAGGCCUGUGCAGUGCUGUGCCUCUGUCUGACCUUUUGUACAAGGCCCCACUGUGGGCCCACCUUUGAGGGUUCUAUUACUUCCUGUGGCUGGGGCUUAAGCAUUUGAAUUUCUUGACUGGGCGAGGUCUCCUCCCCCAUACCCUCCCACACACUUGCUGCUUGAGUUUCCUCUUCAGUAACAACAGAAGGAAGACUGACUUCCCAGCUGUGCUGACCCUUCAAGCCUUCACCUGAAUUCUGUCUCUAAGCAAACAUUCUGGGAGACUCUGUGACUGGAGAGGGAUUUGUGUCCUUUUUUUUCCCCCUCCUUUUGAGACAUCCCAAGCAAGAGAGACAAAAGGCCGGGGAGAGUUCUUUGCCUUGAGAUACCCCAGAGGGUUGGUAUUCAGCAAAGUCUCCAUUCUUCAGCCAUGUACUAGCAUUUGCUAGAUGUGGAAUUCUGGGGUCCAAAGGAGUGACUGGGUCCAAGGACACCAGCAGGUGAGGGGCUUCCUACCGAGCCUGGUGACAAAAGUCCAAUCCCUGGACUCAUGGGAGGGAAGACCACCCAAGUCUUGAAAAUUAUUCUCUGCCCUCCACAUAUGCUCUAUGGUGUGCGCACACACACAUACACAUACACACACACGCACACAUGCACGCAUGCAUGGACGCCUACAUGCAUGCACACGCAGACACAGUGCACACACACAGAGGAUGAUGAAAUUUCUAAAAGAACAGGUUGAGGUCACCUACGCUGGAUCUUGCUAAAGCAAUACAUAGAGUUGACUUCUCCAGUGUAGAAAAGUACUAGGUUCUAGCUUCCUUCCUGCCAUCCACACAAGUCUAUACCUUUCAUCUGCCCCCUCAGCCUCAUAAAAGGGAAACGGUUUAGAGAAAGACAUGGUUGUAGGGAUAUUCUUUUUGUGCACUGUGUAAAGAAUGUCUUUGUUUUAUUGAGAUGCUGAUUUUUGUAAACGCUCUCUCCCCUUCUGGCUGGUUUUAAUGAAAAGCUUUAAAAAUAAAAUAAAAAUAAUAAAAUAAAAUAAAAGCUUUAAAAAUAGA
This is a messenger RNA of Rattus norvegicus (Norway rat), 5213 nucleotides long. It is a transcript of the gene Lpar2, whose product is annotated as lysophosphatidic acid receptor 2. Gene Ontology annotation, molecular function: lysophosphatidic acid receptor activity; G protein-coupled receptor activity. Lineage: Eukaryota; Metazoa; Chordata; Mammalia; Rodentia; Muridae. The coding region runs from base 108 to 1154 and encodes 348 amino acids. The record is from RefSeq and is marked validated. Gene Ontology annotation, cellular component: plasma membrane; membrane. Gene Ontology annotation, biological process: G protein-coupled receptor signaling pathway; signal transduction. The transcript is spliced from 3 exons.